AAGAUGCAGCCGUACCAGUUGUCUCGCUUCCGGGGGGCACUUCUAGGGGCAUUACUCGGAGACUGCAUAGGGGCUGUAUUCGAGGGCUUGACUUCGGUGAGCGUGCGGAGAGUGUGCCAGUUCCUCAGUCACCUGGACAAGAGGAGCGAAGAAAAGCGGGAUGCUCUGAUGUACACGGAUGACACCGCCAUGGCAAAGUCUGUUGUGCAGUCAGUGCUAGCUAACCAGGAGUUUGACGCAGAAGAUCUCGCUGAAAGAUUUACUAAAGAGUACAAGAAUGACCCAGACCGUGGGUAUGGGAUGGCAGUUAUACACGUGUUUGAAAAGAUUGACAGUGGAGAGUACAGAAGCGUCUUUACUCCGGCCAAGGAGCAAUUUGAUGGUAGAGGGUCCUAUGGAAAUGGAGCAGCCAUGAGAGUGGUUGGGAUUCCAUUGGCGUACCCCAACAUCCCGGAUAUAAUGCGGUAUGCUAAGGUCAGUGGAGAGCUGACUCAUGCCUCCUCUCUGGGCUACAAUGGAGCCAUAUUACAGGCUCUGGCAGUGCACUAUGCUCUACAAGGAGAACAGAGCCGGGAAACUUUUCUGCAGCAUCUCCUUUGCCAUAUGCAGGAUGUGGAGGCCGAUGAAAAGUCUCGUUCUGAUGCCAGAGCACUGGAGCUGGGAGAGUUCCCAUACUGUAGCAGGUUAAAUAAAAUAAAGGAUUUCCUAGACAAAGGCAACGUUUCAAGGGAGGAUGUGGUUAAAGAGCUAGGUAAUGGCAUUGCAGCCCUGGAGUCUGUCCCCACUGCAAUCUAUUCAUUCCUGCGCUGCAUGGAUCCUGUAGAGGAGCUGCCCCAGGAGUACAACUGCCUACAGCGCACAAUCGCCUUCUGCAUCUCACUUGGCGGGGACACAGACACCAUAGCCACCAUGGCUGGCGCAAUUGCCGGAGCUUACCAUGGAGAAGAACAAGUUCCACUCAGCUGGAGGCUGUGUUCUGAGGGGUACAAAGAUGCAGAGACCUGGGGGGAAAAGCUUCAUCAGCUAUACAGCACACGGCUGCAGAAUGUUGCAUCUUAAUCGAGAACAUGCAAGUUGUAGUAGCUUCUGGAGAGUGUCGAAGAGCUGCCAGAGACACCCGUGGAGCGUGUGCCCAGCAGCACACAAGAGGACAGCAGGGCUAAUGCGAUAGGAAGACCUGAAUACUGAGCCGAUUCCUUAACUCGCUCAGUGAUUACAGUAUAAUGAAGUGUGUUGCUAUGCAUAGACGGGCCAUUUUUAAAGAAGAUUACCUAAGAGCAUCCAAAAAUUCAGCAGACCAGUUUAUUUUUGCAAACUUCUUAAAAAAAAAAAAAAAAAAAAAAAAGCCCUGGCUUUAUACUGGAAGUGCCAUUGAAAGGAAAUGUUGCUUUGGGAUUUAGAAUCAUUGUUUAUCGCAGUGCGGCAAGAUAAGAACUUUACCAGCUUCAGAUGCCAUACUAAAAAAAGGGGGUUUUAAUAUUAAGCAAAACUGGUAUUCAACAGUCUAAAAUGGAAAUGAGUACAUGCUAAAUUGGAGGGUAGGUAACAUUAGGUUACAGUCAUGGGUAUAGGUGGAAAUAUUGUGAGACCUUCCCUUUAAUAAAAAAAAUUAAUUAAAAAAAAUUGGAUAUGGCUAAAGAUGUAAUGAUGUUAAAUGCAUUUUUUUUUCUUUUAAAUUUACUUUAUUCUGAUAUCUGGUAAAGAUGUUAACACAGCAAAUAAAAACUGAAAAUUG
This is a messenger RNA of Spea bombifrons (plains spadefoot toad), 1735 nucleotides long. It is a transcript of the gene ADPRS, whose product is annotated as ADP-ribosylserine hydrolase. The transcript is spliced from 6 exons. The coding region runs from base 4 to 1059 and encodes 351 amino acids. NCBI's taxonomy places the organism in Eukaryota, Metazoa, Chordata, Amphibia, Anura, Pelobatidae. The record is from RefSeq and is a predicted model, not a curated record. Gene Ontology annotation, cellular component: mitochondrion; nucleus.